Molecule: messenger RNA, 4659 nt
Organism: Apis mellifera (honey bee)
Lineage: Eukaryota; Metazoa; Arthropoda; Insecta; Hymenoptera; Apidae
Product: trace amine-associated receptor 9
Exons: 11
Coding region: 1914-3158 (414 amino acids)
Biological process (GO): neuropeptide signaling pathway
Cellular component (GO): membrane
Molecular function (GO): corazonin receptor activity
Source: RefSeq, a predicted model, not a curated record
AUAAUGAAAAAAAUUUAAUCAUCUUUAUCGUCUAACGAGUCUAGUCUAAUCGUCGUCAGUUGAUUUCAAGAAAAUGAUAUGUAAAAUUAAAAUAUGAGAAUAGUAUGAAUUCGAAUGUUGGAAAUGUUUUCCUAGUUUUUUUAAAUAUAAGACUAAGAUAGUAUAUUUCUAGUGUAGAUUAAUUAAUAGUAAGUGAAAGGACUAGGCAACAAUUUCUAUUCGGAUAGACGCUUUCGCAUAGCAAUUUGUUUUAGGAAAUAAAAUUUGAAAAUUCGGGAAUAAAACUGAGACAAUAUGCCAGAUCAAUUUCUUCGAUCUUUCUUUUCGAUCAAUUCUUCGAAACAAAGUUUGAGCCUGAGAUUGUAGUACACACAUAAGGGACAAUUAUCACUGCGAUCAUUAAUCGUCCAUAACUUGCGUGAUUUUGAUGGAAAAUAUUGUUAGAAAUAGUUAAUUUGGAUUAAUUUACUUUUAGAUUUCCGCGUUGAUUUUCUUUAAAAUUCUUUUUGUUACUUGUGUUACACAACAACCAAAUAUUUGAAUGUUUUGCAAAAGGAGAAUUUAUUUGAGAACAAAGGAGGAUAGAUGAGAUAUCAAUGAUCAGGAUAAAAUUUUUAUUUUGUAGCAACCUUCGAGCGACAAGCUUCAAUGGAAGACAAUGGAAAAUCAUUAUUAUUUAAAUAUACAAUAUAUAAUAAUAUGAAAGUAUAUAGUCAGUAUCAGUGGUACAAUUGUAUGUUUAUAAGAAAUAAGAUAAAUCAAUUGAUUGCGAGUGUGAUUAUAUUUUUCGUAGAAUGUGUAACAUAAAGAUCCCAUAAGAUGUCACGCCUAUUUUGUUUCUCGUCCGUGGUGGUAGAGUGCUGGAUAUUUGGUAAAGUGGAUCACUUGGUUCCGAUCAGUAAAGAGCGAAGACGACGGGUGUGUGUUGAGGGGAAUCGCGUGGGAGGAUGAGUUUUGGUAUGUCGGUGCAAUGGGUGUUCUCUGGCGAGCCCAAGUGUUGGGCUGUCGUGAGUCGGGAGCAGUGAGGCGGGUAGUCAGUGCGUCGUCAGACUUCGCGUCGUCGUGAUGUUAUUUUGUUUUUUGUCUUUCUGAUUUUCUUCUUCGGGGGUUCAUUCAGAGAUUUUCUUCGUCGGGGGAAAUAUAUCAAAUAUCGUGUUGUGACUUUCUAUAUAUAAUUUAUAACAAAGAAUGAUCGCCAUAUAUUAUUCUUUGAAUUAGUUAGAAAUUUAAUAAUUUAAUAUAGUUAUCGUUAUAUUUAAUUUAUCGUUUAGAUCGACUUCUGUGAUCGUUUCACGCGUAUGUUAUUGUAUACAAAACGUAAACGAAAUUAAAAGAAUAAAAUAUUGAGAAUAAAAAAAGUAUUUUAAUAAAUUUUCUUCAUUUUUCUUUAUUAUAUUGAUUUAUUUAUUUUGCGCUGAUUUUUCACAAUUUUUCUCAAGAAUUUUCAAAUCCAAGUGUGAUUAUCUUUUCUCUAGUGUGAUUUAAAUAUUUAUCAAUGGCUUCUAUCAAAUUUUUUUCAUAUAUGAAGAUAUCUUAAUCGAUUGUGCCUUGGCAUCAUGUGCCAUUUGAAAAUACAAUUUUAUAACGAUGAAAAUGAGAGAUAAAAGGAAAAUUGAAAUUGAACUAUUUGUGAAUCGUGAAAUUGAAAAGGUGGAUGUCGAAUAGUGUCGAAUUUAGUAUCGGUUGAAGCGAAUAAGUUGUUUCAGUUGGUGCGUAUAACAAUGACGGGUGUUGAGAUAGUUAUUCCAAGUGGUGGUAAAACGAGGGUAGCCAGACCAGAAGUACGGGAGAGAUGAAAAAUUGUCGGGUCGCGCAUUUGCCAGCCCAGCCUCAUACGAGACGCGAAUGUCUCGUCUGGGCUAGGAGAUUAUACGCGAAUUUUCAACCGUUUAAAAACGUUAACCAAAGAGAAAAUGGAACACAAGCAAACAAUCUUGCUUGCACCAGCGCUGAGCAACAGCAGCUGUUGGCGGAGAGACACGUCCGAAGCCACUUGGACUGGACCAGGCCCUGGAGAAUUGUUACGCGCUACUCUAAUUCUCGUGCUCAGCCUCGGUAUUCUUUGUGCCAAUUUGUUGGUAAUAUGCGUCAUAAAUAGCAGACGAUACAGCAAAUAUAUUCACGCACAGCCAAAGUACUUACUGACAAGUUUAGCGAGCAACGAUCUUGCUAUUGGUCUUCUGGUUACACCAUUCGGCUUUCUACCAGCUGUUUAUGGAUGUUGGCCUUACGGCGAAAUUGUGUGUCAAAUACAGGCGCUUCUUAGAGGAGCUUUGACCCAACAAAGUGCCGUUAUCCUUGUUUGUAUGGCGAUCGAUCGUUACGUUUGUAUGCUGCAUCCACAUCAUUAUCACAAACACGCAUCUAAAAAGUAUUACAUGCGGCAGGGUUGCGUGGCAGUCAUGUCGACUACUUGGAUAGCGAGUGUGGCAAUUUUCGGUGCUCUCGUGCUUCCAAGAGGUGGUUAUUACUUCAACGAUUCCGGUCUUCUCGCCUGUGAUCCUUUUUUCGCCAGGGCUUCCCUCAGAAUUCUCGCGUGUUGUUGUUUUUAUUUUCCUACGACGAUGGUGCUGAUGUAUUGCUACGGUUCAGCCUUUCACGUUAACAAACUGCGCUUAAAAAGGGUGGUUUGCGUUAACACACCGGAGGUCGUUAGCGGAGGCCAUAUGGAGAGGCUUGUAGCUCACGAGAGACGAUUGUCAACUUCUGCUUCUCGAACAAUGGCUGCGAUGAGUUUAGGAUUCAUUGUUAUGGUCACGCCAUGGACGAUUCAGGAAGUCGUUGCAGCUUGUACCGGAAGUAAACCACCACCGUUCCUCGAUUUCCUCGCCACGUGGCUUGCGCUUUCCAACAGCUUUUGGAAUCCGUUCCUCUAUUGGCUGCUCAACAAUCACUUUCGUCGUAUUUCGAGAGAACUUCUCUACACUAAGGUACUUUGUAGGCCGAAACCUUUGGGACCGAAACAGCAUUGUUGCGCGACUAGCACAGGUGGUCUUGAUGUUUGUAACAUGGCAGGAGUCGAUUUAUCGGGUUUAGAGCGUUGCUCAAUAGACCGUUUUUCAAUGGCUCGAUGUUCCUCGUCUUCGUUAACCAAUACACCACCACCACUUCCUUGGGAAACCGGACAUGUCCUACAUAAUGACGCUACGCCAACGUGAGUUAGGGAUGCCGUCACGCAAACGGAGGACAUUGAAUCUCCAACGCAUGCUAGUUAGUAUAGCGUGGCGGCAGAACACCAUUCCGUGACUCGCAAUCUUGGAACAGAGCGAUCAUCGCAUCCUCGAUCUUUUUCAAAUAAUUCGUCUUUGUCGAUAAUAGAAUAUUCUUUGUACGAAGAAAAUGCACAAAUCCGACGCGAUUGCCGUUUCUAUCUGGAAAACACGCGUUUCAAAAGCGUGCCGGAUUUAAUUCGGGAUCUUGAAUUUAAUUGACAUGUAAUAAUCUCAAAUGUUGCCAAAGAAAAUAUAUCGUGCUGUAAUUUGCGAUCAAGAAUCAAAUUCGCAUAAUGAACAUUACGAUUUUAUACUAAUCUAAAAGUAUAAAGUACUUUUUAUUAUAGAUGAAGCACAUUCGAUCGAAAGAAGCGGAAAAAAUAUUAUCUUGAAAAUUAAGCAUAAUUUUUCACUAAUUUGAACUAGAAUAUAGAUAUAUAUGUUUAUGGCAUUCAAAUAUAAAAUAUAAUAAUAAAUCUAAAAGAAAGUAUACAUAGCUAUUACUAUGUAAAAUUGCUUUACAGUUUUUUUUUUUUUUAUCUUUUUUUUCGAAUGAUUUCGAACGUAAUGGGAAAAGGAAACAUAAAGAAUCUUUGCUAUGUAUCUUUAAUAUCGUUAAUAUGUCUCUAUGUAUCGCUAAUUUACGUAUUUUUAUUUUUAAUUAUCGAAUUCAUUGAAAUGCGUUCAUUGUCUUAUAAUAUCUUGCCAAUACACGUUUAUAAUAACCGCACAAAUUAUACGUAUAAAAUAAUAUUUAAGAAAUUGCAAUAUAGAUGUUAAAUAGAUGUUAUUUUUAUCGAGUUUAAUUAUAAUCCGUUACAUUGUUUCCCUUCGAACGGAAUGAUUGUUAUGAUUGAUAACGCGAUGAAGAAAUUGUUUUAAAAAACUAUUAUUAGAUUUGGAAACUGAAAUUGAAAUUGAAUUAUUAUCGAUUUAUCCUAAAAUUUCAUUUAUAUUUAAUAUCAAACGUUUAAUGUUAAUAUAACUUCGUUAAUAUUAUAUUUUUUUAUUUUUUUAUAGUAUUUAUCGUUAAAAGAGCUUGUUUUUACUUAUAUACACACAUAGAUGCGCGCGCGCGCACAACACAUUGAAUUAAGCUGACCGAAAAAUUAGAUAAAAGUUUAUAAAAAUUAGAAAAAUCAUUUAUUUUUCCAAUCAAAUAUGUUAUUCAUUCUCGCGUUAUAUGCUUGGAUAAAAUUAUAUAUGCAAAACGCGAUUAUGAAUGCGACAAAGUAUUCAUUCUUUUUUAAUAACGUAUUAAUUAUUAUAAAAAAUAAAAUAUUAGUAACUUUGGUAUAAUAUGAUAUAAAGGAAUAGUUUAUACGUAUAACGUAAAAUUAUAUAUAUUAGUUGUAUCUAGUUAUUUAUACAUACUUAUAUACGUGUAUACGCGUUUAUAUACGCGUUAAUUUAUAGCAAAAUGAGGAUAUUUAAUAAAAGAAAAUGU